UGUGUGUAAUAAACACGAGCUCGGAGAAAAAUCAAGAAACACAACAACUAUCUUGAGCAGUUUCACUUCAUGUGCACAACCCGCUGUUUAUUCUGUACCCCUGGAGCAGGCAGUGCCGUCAUGUGUUACUUAGCCAGGGCACAGCUGGAUGUCAUCCGCCCGUGCGAUCGGUCUCUGCAGCUUUGUGGAAAGUUGCUGUCUUGAUGACAGUUUUUCGGACUGUGUGACACAUUUGAUGUUUAGUAAAGUUGCCAUGGUGUUGCGCAAACAUGUGUGCAAAUAGUACAGGCCCGGGCUUUCGGCGACUGGAGGCAAAGCCCUUUUUUCCCCCUUUUUUUUUGACGCAAGCACAUCUUGAGGUGCGGCUAUGACGCGCCGGGAGCGCAACGGCCUCUGAUUUGUCGAGAAGGGGAUCGAUCACCCUCCGUUUACAAGAACAGAGUGUUUGCAGGGGAUCACGCCCAUCGGGGGGAGGGGGGGGGCAGCUCCGCCCUCCUCCCGGCCGGCCUCUCUCCCCUCCUCCUGGCCUGUUAUAAAAACAAGAGCCAAAAGCAAGAUAGUCAUAUUUUGGCUUUGGGCUGUUGACGAGCGCGGAGUUGCUGUUCAACUCAUCGCAUCAUGACGGUCAAAACAGAAACAGAGAAGCCUGUCCUGACUUACUCGAAGUCUAGAGGGCUGGUGGCUUUAGUCACUGCUUUUAUGAAACAGAAGAGGAUGGGUCUGAACGACUUAAUUCAGAAGUUUGCCACAAACUCCUACGCCUGCAAGCAUCCCGAGGUUCAGUCUAUUCUGAACUUAAGUCCUCCUCAGGAUCCUGAGCUCAUGAACACAAGCCCCUCUCCUCCUCCCAGUCCAUCCCAACAGAUCAACCUCGGUCCAUCCUCCAACCCUUCAGCCAAACCCAGCGACUUUCACUUCCUCAAGGUGAUCGGCAAGGGCAGCUUCGGCAAGGUCCUGCUGGCACGCCACCGCACCGAUGACCAGUUCUACGCAGUCAAAGUCUUACAGAAAAAGGCCAUUCUCAAGAAGAAGGAGGAGAAACACAUCAUGUCAGAGAGGAAUGUGCUGCUAAAGAACGUCAAGCACCCGUUCUUGGUGGGCCUGCACUACUCUUUCCAAACGGCGGACAAACUCUACUUCAUCUUGGACUACAUCAAUGGAGGAGAGUUGUUCUACCACCUACAGAGAGAGCGCUGCUUCCUUGAGCCCAGAGCCAGGUUCUACGCUGCAGAGAUCGCCAGCGCCCUGGGCUACCUCCACUCCCUCAACAUUGUCUACAGAGACCUUAAGCCAGAGAACAUCCUGCUGGACUCCCAGGGGCAUAUCAUUCUCACAGAUUUCGGCCUGUGCAAGGAGAACAUUGAACCCAACGGGACCACGUCGACCUUCUGCGGUACACCAGAGUAUUUAGCUCCUGAGGUUCUACACAAGCAGCCGUAUGACAGGACGGUAGACUGGUGGUGUUUAGGAGCUGUUCUCUAUGAGAUGCUCUAUGGCCUGCCUCCAUUCUACAGCCGUAACACGGCGGAGAUGUACGACAACAUCUUGAACAAGCCACUGCAGCUGAAACCCAACAUUUCCAACGCAGCCAGACACUUGCUGGAGGGCCUGCUGCAGAAGGACCGGACCAAGAGGCUGGGCUGCACAGAAGACUUUAUUGAAAUUAAGAACCACGUAUUCUUCUCUCCCAUCAACUGGGAUGACCUAAAUGGCAAGAAGAUCACCCCUCCCUUCAACCCCAACGUGACAGGACCCAAUGACCUGCGGCACUUUGAUCCAGAGUUCACAGAUGAGCCGGUGCCCAGCUCCAUCGGCUGUUCCCCAGACAGUGCACUUGUCACAGCCAGCAUCAAAGAGGCUGCCGAGGCAUUCGUGGGCUUCUCCUAUGCUCCUUCUAUGGACUCUUAUCUAUAGGAUUUAAACAGUCACUCAACGGACACCAGUUUAGACUUACAGGACAUGAACUGUGGUGUAUCCAUGGAUCUGCAUCUUGACCCCAACCUACAUUUCCCAUCAGGAUGAUGGAUAUUUCCAAACCAAUCCCUGCAUCUACAAAAAUGUACACAUGUACUUUCCAUAAUUUCUCCAACUCCUGAAUGCAUUUAAGAAGACUUGGUUCAAGAGGAUGCCUGCCAUUAAAAUGACUUAUUGGGGUUGUAAUCCUCCAUCUUACCAUGAUGAUGACCACGCACAAAUUCUUCAACCUUCCACAGCGGACACAAACCAACAUCCCUCUUCCGCCUUCGGUUGCCCAUCUUUGACCUGUGGAGUUCCUUUGCACAUAGCUCAGGCAGCUUAAAAGCCCCCCCCCCCGCGCCCCCAACCCUGAAG
Molecule: messenger RNA, 2331 nt
Organism: Xiphias gladius (swordfish)
Lineage: Eukaryota; Metazoa; Chordata; Actinopteri; Istiophoriformes; Xiphiidae
Gene: sgk1
Product: serum/glucocorticoid regulated kinase 1
Exons: 10
Coding region: 619-1914 (431 amino acids)
Biological process (GO): protein phosphorylation
Molecular function (GO): protein serine/threonine kinase activity; ATP binding
Source: RefSeq, a predicted model, not a curated record